UUCCUCCAUCUGCGUGCUUUCAUAAACAAACUGCAUUCUUGUUCCGCAGAGGAACGCAUUGCCCUCUUGUUUGUCACCCUGCCAGCAUUGUCAGGGCUCCGGCUCCUGUUUUGAAAAAAAGAAAGAAAAGGGCUCUGGGAGAACUUUGUUAUCGAGUCAGAGCAGAAAGGCGGGCUCCCCGGUACAACAAAAACAAUCAGAGCUGUUUUUUCCCCCAACGGUCAGCGCGUGGAGAGCUGUAGCACCGAGCUAAGCUGGACUUCACGGUCUAACGUCGACCUUUUCCUUCUGUUAUUGAACUGUCAGUCACUGUAAACCGCUUUGUUAACUCUGAACAGCUUCGGUUUUAGCAGACAUGGUGAAGCUGACAAAAGCCAAGACUUUCCAGGCUUACCUGGACUCUUGCCACCGCCGUUACAGCUGCGUGCACUGCCGCGCCCAUCUGGCAAACCAUGACGAUCUUAUCUCAAAGUCAUUUCAAGGCAGCCAAGGACGAGCAUACCUCUUUAACUCAGUGGUUAAUGUGGGCUGUGGUCCCGCUGAGGAGAGGCUGCUGCUGACAGGACUCCAUGCAGUGGCUGACAUUUACUGUGAAAACUGCCACACCACUCUGGGCUGGAAAUAUGAGCAGGCCUUCGAACUCAGCCAGAAGUACAAAGAGGGGAAGUACAUCAUCGAGCUGUCCCAUAUGAUAAAGGACAACGGCUGGGAUUGAAUAAGGAAACGGCAAUGUUUCGAGACUUUUUAAAAAGAGGAAGAAAAAAAAAAGUUGCAUCCCCUCAACGUGAAAGGGUUCAAGUGUAUAGUCCUCAUCUCGCCUUCAGGCCGCUGCUGUGCCACACUUUUACUUCAUGCAGCUUCGCUAAGAGUAGCAUGUGAUGCCUUAUCUUUGUCUGUCCUUGUAUAUUUUUUUUUCCAACACUUUCUGAGGCUGUCAUCCCGAUGAUUAGUUAUUCUGGGACUGAAUAAGUGUAUGGCUUUUGUGUUCGGAGAGAGUGGGGUGAUAAAGUUACACAGGCGCCAGGUGUGCAAUGGAUUUUAAAGCCUUUUAACACAAGAAAGAUCAAACUUUUACAGCGAUGACUAAAUUGUGUGGCUUCGAGGCCAUAAAGCUAGAGGUUGAAUUUUUCUCUUUUGAGUUUAAGGUGCAGGCUUUGGUAUAUUUAACUAGAAUUCAGUAUCAAAGCUUUUUCUGAGUUUAAUAUACAGGGAGGAUAUGGGAAUACAUAGAGCAGCAGGCAAGCUCUUUGAUUUUUUUUACUAUUAAUUCCUGUUUUCUUUUUUAUUCUUCUGAAGUCAGUAAAAUGGCAAUCGGGGAUUUGAGUUUGUGAUGUUAAGACUGGCAGAAAUCUUCUGCAAGAUUUCUUCAAUCUGUAGUGAGUCUUCUGUUCACAGGUAUACCUUUUUGGAUGAUAAGUGUGAGUGAGUGUGUGUGUGUUUGCAGUGAGGCAUCUUAAGCUGGAUGGUGUUGUGAAGCAUUAGUCUGGGACUGAUUUACUUCUAGAUUUUUUCUUUCACUGCACCCUUGGGAUAGCUUUACUUCCAUUUAUUGCUAAUGAGACCUAUAUCCUUUAAACGUCUGCGCAUCACCUAACACUGAGCGGUCCUUAUCGCCACGUCUGCUUCACUGUGUUAAUGCCAAUUGUGGUUAGGAUAGAUGUAGCAUAUUUAUGGUGAUUUUAAAUGUCUGCUUUCAUUAAAGUGGUUUUUAUUUUAACCUGGUCUUUCAUUAAAAUACAGAUUGGUUGUA
Cyprinodon tularosa is the source of this 1750-nucleotide messenger RNA. It is a transcript of the gene ypel3, whose product is annotated as yippee-like 3. The transcript is spliced from 5 exons. The record is from RefSeq and is a predicted model, not a curated record. The coding region runs from base 356 to 715 and encodes 119 amino acids. Lineage: Eukaryota; Metazoa; Chordata; Actinopteri; Cyprinodontiformes; Cyprinodontidae.